Messenger RNA from Brenthis ino (lesser marbled fritillary), 1281 nucleotides. The record is from the annotation of a GenBank genome assembly. NCBI's taxonomy places the organism in Eukaryota, Metazoa, Arthropoda, Insecta, Lepidoptera, Nymphalidae.
AUGGAGAAUAAAUCUAGCUCGGAUAGUAGCAUUUCUUUGGAUAGCUUAGAAGUUGGAAACGGAAAAAAAUCGACCUUAAAAGCAAAGACCACUAAAGAAAAUGUUCAAACAAUACUUGUACCUUUCUAUGAAAAAGAUGUUCUUAUAAAAAUUCCCAAAUUAAAGAAAAAAAUUAAACAAAACGUGGAAAAACGCAAUAAGAAUGAAGAUAAAUUGCAAGAAUCUAGAAGUUACUUGGUGAAUAAAGACGCGCAAAGGAGUAAAAAGGCAUCUUAUUUGGAAAUGUUUAGGAAACAGUUUUCUACUAAUCAUACUGAAGUACAUAAUAAUAUAGAUCAUACAGAAAUACGCUCUAUAUCACCUCAAGUUGGCGAUACUCCCAACGAAAGUAUAGGAGGUGAAUCUACAAAUGCAAUAAACGAUUUUUAUAACACUGAAGCUUAUAAUGAAAUUUAUUAUGAAAAAGUUUUGAAUGGUGAGCUUGAACGAUAUCUUAAUGAAUCUUUUGAGCAAGCUUUGAAUUUUGACGAAGAUAUAAUGAAAUUAGAAGACACAUUUAAUAACUUGAGAAGCGUGUCUGAAGUUUCGCAACCAAGGCGUCAUGUACGAAGAUUAAUAGAGCCACAAAUACAUAAUGUACGCUUGGGUGGAUUAGGUCCAGAUAUGGAAAACAUAAAACCUAGACUGGAAAGGGCAAGAAGUCUUCAGAGAUACUCUGAAAAAGUUAGAAUGGAAAAUAGAGUCAAAAUUUAUAAAAAAGGCCUUGAAGCUAAAAACGAGACAAAAGUCGAAGCUAUUGAUACACGUAAAAAUUCAAGUAAUAAAAAAUCAAAACAAUAUAACGACACCCAAAAUUCUUAUUUAGUUAACAAAACUUUACAAGAUAAUUCAUCUAUUAUUAAAAAGGUUUAUCAUACAAAAUCUAAAUCAGCCGACUUGUUUAAAAAACGAGAUAAAGAAAAGGAGGCUAAACUCAAAGAUGUUUGUAAUAACGAAAGUCAAAAGGAAGGCGAUCCCAAACGAAUUAAAAAUCAUAUGAAAAUACUAUCAGCUAAAGAUCGAGCUCUAAGGGAUAAUAUUGAUGGUCGACAUUUAAGAGCGAAAUCUAGUGCAAAGACUAGAGAAAUUCAUAUGGAAACCAAACAAAACGUUCCUCCUGUGCAAAUUAAUUUCUUAGUUAAUGUUGGUGAAGUUAGACCUUCAAGCACUUUAAAAUCAUUAGAAGAGAAACAUCGUUUAUAUCAAGAAAAAGUCAAAUCAUUCACAAAUACGAAAAACACU